CUUCACUAUUCGAUGUCACCUAUUCUGUGCUCCUCCCACUUUGAACGUAUUACAAAUUACAACAUCAUCUUCCCAACACUUCUUUUAUUCUGCUGUACAUUUGCUCCCUAUGUCAUGUUGGAGCAGCUGUGCGAAACUCCAUGAUAUACAAUCUAAUUCUGCAACCCAGCCGCGAUGCCAGCUCCAGGCGAACAGCAUAAUGGCAUUGCCAAUCCUUUCGAGGAGGCCAAACCUCACAUAUCCGAAUUUACUGCAACCCAAAUAGCCACUUUGCAGUCGCGUUUAGAAAAGCAAUUGGGUCCCGAAUAUCUCUCCGCUCGCAGCGGCCCGUCUGGCCAAAAGGUUCACUAUAUCGCCGCCGAGAAAUGUAUCAGUCUCGCGAAUGAGGUCUUCGGCUUCAAUGGCUGGUCCUCUAGCAUCCAGAACAUCCAAGUCGAUUUCGUCGACGAGAACCCACAGACUUUCAAGAUCUCUCUCGGUCUGUCUGUCAUCAUUCGCGUGACGUUGCGCGAUGGCACAUACCACGAGGAUAUCGGGUACGGCCACAUUGAGAAUUGCAAGGGAAAGGCGGCCGCAUUCGAGAAGGCGAAAAAGGAGGGGACCACAGAUGCGCUGAAGCGUGCGUUGCGGAAUUUUGGUAACGUCCUUGGCAAUUGUAUCUACGACAAGGAUUAUCUCUCUAAGGUCACCAAGAUGAAAGUUGGACCUGUCAAAUUCGAUGAGGGCAACCUGCAUCGUCACUCUGAUUUCGCCAAGAAGACGCCAGAUGUUGUGAAGGUGGAACCGAAAGAGACUGUGGACAAGAGUGUUCUUCCUGAAAAGAUGACUGCGCAUGUAUCGGAUUUGCUUGACGAGGACUUUGGUGAUUUUGACAUGGUCGAUUUUGGCGUUACAGACGAAGGUCACCCGGAUGAGGUGAUCCUCCCAGGUUCUCACGGAACAAGCUCAAGUGAAAAGCCUCAAACUUUACCCGUUAGCAACAACAGUGAUCGCAGUGCUCUAUCUACAUCUACAAACAGUGCUUCGAAGCCAAUGCAGCCACCCCCGCGGCCUGCUGUCCAGCCUCCUAGACAACCCCAAACCCCAAACCAGCAGCCGCCACAGCGACCAAACCCGUCUUUCCAGGGCCGGCCAAAUCCGCAACAGUACCCAAGACCCCCUAGCCACGCUAACAACGCCGCUCAGCAUGCUGCAGCAACCAACAGAACAAACACACCACCCCCCCAGAACAGAGCAGUGCCACCGGAACAAGCCGGCUUCUUCUCAGCCCGAUCAAUCAAAAAGUUACCUGAAAACGCCACCCCAGACACAGCCAUCAACCCCGCACAGGGCGCCAAGGCGUUCGACCCCCAUCUGGACAGUCCCUCGAUCCGAAAAACACCAGGCGUCGACCACAGCUCCUCCAAGCCUUUAGGUAAAGAUGGUAAACACGUUCCCCCCGCGAAGCGAGAGGCAGAACCGCAGCAACGGGGCCCGGCUAGCGGACCGGUCGGAAAUAGCUUCUCGAGCGCCGUCGGUUUGGGUCCCGGACGACCCGCCGUGGGCGGCGUCGGAAACCCCGCGCUCAACCAGGCUAGACAGAUCGGUGCCCCUGGAGGCGUGGGCAGCCCGAUGGGAAAUAGGGGCCAGUAUCGGCCGUUGACGGUGAAGCGGCCGGCUCCUGCGGCGGGCGAAUCGGGUAAUCGGGUGCCGUUGACGGAGGUUUCGACGAAUGGUCCUCCCCAAGGUAUAGGAGGUGGUGGUGGUGGAGGUGGGGAUGGAGGAACUGAUCCUAAGAGACAGAAGGUCUCUUAGUCAACACGGGUGUGGAUGGCUUAGGUUGUUUCUAUAACGGGUAUGGUAUAGGCAAGAGACGGAUUCUUUCUCGGCGGAAAUGUUCGGCGUCUGGAGUACUUUGCUACUAGCUAGGCGCUUGCUGUAUUGACAUCAUGUUAGGCUCUACGGUCCCGAGAUGCGCAAAGUCGAGGAUGGCCUGGCCAAUGGAAUUUAUGGAAGUUCAAUUGAACGAAACUUCACCGCUUGAAUGUAUUAAGGCAGCCAAUGUGAUGUGUGCAACGAGUCCGAGUUCCAAAUGAAACCCCCCUUCAAGGCAUUGGGCAUCGACGCGUUGUAGGAAAGGCAACGCCCAUCAGGCCCGGCUGCAACCCUAGGCAUAGACUACCUAUGCCAGCGUUCUCUGGGAAAAUCACAGCCUCGUUAAAUCGCUCGAUCGAGCCCUUUACCAUUUCAUGGUUUACGUUGGUAAACUGAAAAUGACGGUUAUACUAGUACCACGAGGUACUUGAGCAAUUGAAUUCUUACC
This is a messenger RNA of Annulohypoxylon maeteangense, 2302 nucleotides long. RefSeq names its product recombination protein Rad52. Gene Ontology annotation, cellular component: nucleus. The coding region runs from base 175 to 1794 and encodes 539 amino acids. Gene Ontology annotation, biological process: double-strand break repair via single-strand annealing; mitotic recombination; double-strand break repair via homologous recombination. The record is from RefSeq and is a predicted model, not a curated record. The transcript has 3 exons. NCBI's taxonomy places the organism in Eukaryota, Fungi, Ascomycota, Sordariomycetes, Xylariales, Hypoxylaceae.